Molecule: messenger RNA, 4402 nt
Organism: Lycium barbarum (goji berry)
Lineage: Eukaryota; Viridiplantae; Streptophyta; Magnoliopsida; Solanales; Solanaceae
Product: protein PLASTID MOVEMENT IMPAIRED 1-RELATED 1-like
Exons: 2
Coding region: 496-3939 (1147 amino acids)
Source: RefSeq, a predicted model, not a curated record
UUCACUAUUUUCUCAUCUUACACAAAUAUUUUGACCAAGUUUUUUUCUUUUUUGAAUAAAUAGCUUUGUGUUAUUUUUGUUUUAUUAUCUUAUUUUAAUUUAUACUUCAAGAUUUUGAUUCAGAGGCAAGUGAACUUGAGAAACUGAUUUGGGUUUUCCAUAUUUUUUGCCUAAAGACUUUUUUUUUUCCAGCUAAAGCCCUGAAAAGACUAAUCUUGCUCAAGUAUGGAGCUAUAUUUUAUGUUUUUAAUUUGUUACAUUUUAUUGAAAAAUCAUUAAUUUUGUUCUCAGGAUUUUAUUUUGGAUUGUGGGUAAUUUUUAAAUUGUGUUAAUUUUUGCCGUUUUAAGUUUUGUAGUGUUAAUUUUGUAGUUUUUAAAUUGGAGGUAUUUUUUUAAGUUUUUAAUUUGUUACUAUUUUAUUGAAAAUCAUUAAGUGUGUUCUGAAGAUUUUAUUUUGGAUUGUGGGUAAUUUUGUAGUUUUUGGGGAGAAGAAGAAUGUUAUCAAGAAUGGAUUCUAGGAAGAAAAUAGGUGAGAAGCCUGGAAAUGGGAAGUUGUUGAAUGAUAUUGAAACUAUAAGUAAAGCCCUAUAUUUGGAUAAAACCCAACCUCGGCUUUUGAUGUCUACAGCUAGUAGUCGUUCCAAGUCUGUUGGAAAAGCGCAUUUACCGGAGCUGCCCAAAUCGAAGAAUAAAGACAAUGGUAGAGAUUUAUCAGACAAGGAUAGUAGUAAUAAGAAGUCUAUAUGGAGUUGGAAGAGCUUAAAGUCGUUAACUCAGGUUAAAAAUCGAAGGUUUAAUUGCUGUUUUUCGCUUCAUGUCCAUUGUGUUGAAGGGAUGCCAGCAUUUUUUAAUGACCUUAGCCUUGUCGUGCAUUGGAGGAGGCGAGAUGGUGAGUUGAUGACAUGUCCAGUUGUGGUUUGUGAAGGUGUAGCUGACUUCGAGGAACAGUUGAGUUAUACGUGUUCGAUAUAUGGUAGUAGGAAUGGCCCUCAUCAUUCAGCAAAGUAUGAGGCAAAACAUUGUUUGUUAUAUGCUUCAGUUUACGGUACUCCUGAACUUGACUUGGGGAAGCAUCGGGUUGACCUUACCAGGUUUCUUCCUCUUACACUGGAAGAAUUAGAGGAUGACAAGAGCUCAGGUAAUUGGACAACUAGUUUCAGGUUGUCAGGUAAGGCUAAAGGUGCAAGCAUGAACGUUAGUUUUGGGUAUCAUAUAGUGGGAAAUGGGAACACAUCUGCCAAUAGGGACAUUCUUGAGGUGCGGAACAUGAGGCAGAACAGUGCAAGUGCUGCAAAGCUUCUUGCACAAUCUGAGCAAAGUGAUGAUCUAAGCAUAAUAAGGCGAGCUGGAAGCGUUCCUGCUCGGUCUUCUACUUCACAGCAGUCUGCAGAAGAUGUAAAAGAUCUUCAUGAGAUUUUACCAACGCCGAGCUCUGACCUUUCCAAAUCUGUAGAAGUGCUGUAUCAGAAGCUUGAGGAAGAGAAGUUGGAAACUUCAUUUGAGUUCAAACCAGAGAUUGAUGUGUUCUCUAAUAACACUGUUGAUAACCUCAAACCAGAGUUGGCCUUGUUAUCAGAUCCUGUGAAGGGAAAUGUUGAAAACGACUGUGAAGUUGGUGAUUUUUCUGUCAUAGAGCAAGGCAUAGAACUUCCCCUGAAGGAACUGGAGGGAAAAGAAGAUGAUUCUAUGAAAACUUUUGAUGGUUCCGUGACAGAGAGACUUGUACCUGAUAGUACCUUGAAGAUGCCCAUUGAAGAGGAGGCCCAGCCUGUAUUGUUGGCCAAGGGUCUUGACAGUGAGAAUGAAGACCUUGCAGUGAGCGCCAACAAUCUCGAGACAGAUGAAUCAGCAAAAGAAUUAAUUAUGAGAGAAUUGGAGUCUGCAUUAAACAGUUUCUCUGACUUGGAAAAUGAGGGAUUAGAUUCUCAGGAACAUGGCAAUGAAGUUAUAAAUCAUGAUAGUUACUUGGAUGCUAAAGCGAAUAAUAGAGAGCUUAGGAAGGGAAAAUCCCUCAGCGUGGAUUACGUUAAUGAAUCCGUGGCUGGUGAUUUCCUGGAUAUGCUAGGGAUUGAGCAUAAUCCAUUUGGCCCAAGCUCUGAGAGCGAGCCUGAUUCCCCACGAGAACGAUUAUUGAGGCAAUUUGAGAAGGACACUUUGGCUAGUGGGUGUUCUUUGUUUAACCUUGAUCCGGACAUUGAAGAAUUUGCUUCUGAUGCUCCAAGUGUAUCUCAGUGGAGUAGCAUCUGUGAUAAUUUUGGUUAUUCUUCUGCUGCACCAUCAUAUGAGGAGAUGCCUAAGAUAGAAAUUGAGGAAACGAUUAACAAAACAAGAGCUUCCAUGUUGGAGGACUUGGAGACAGAGGUUUUGAUGCAUGAGUGGAGCUUGAAUGAGAAGUCAUUUGAAUAUUCUCCUCCUAAAAGCUCAAGCGGUUUUGGCAGCCCAAUUGAUGUGCCUCCUGAAGACCCUUACCAAUUGCCUCCUCUUGGAGAAGGUUUAGGAAACUUGCUACAGACAAAAAAUGGAGGAUUUUUAAGGUCAAUGAAUCCUGCAAUUUUCAAGAACGCUGAGUGUGGAGGGAGUUUGAUUAUGCAGGUAUCCAGUCCAGUAGUGGUGCCUGCAGAAAUGGGGUCUGGUAUAAUGGACAUACUGCAGCAUUUGGCCUCCAUCGGAAUAGAAAAACUCUCCAUGCAGGCAAGUAAGUUAAUGCCUUUGGAAGAUAUGACUGGGAAGACAGUGGAACAAAUAGCCUGGGAAAACGCACCGACCUUAGAAGGACCUGAAAGACAAGAUUUAUUGCAACAUGAGGUUGAAUUUGGGCAAAAUAUGGCAACAAGCAGUCAAAGUAAAAAGGGGAAAUUGCGUGGACCAAUGUCCAGUAAGUUGGAAUUAAGUUCUACCACUCACAUGGAUGGCGAAUAUGUAUCCUUGGAAGAUCUUGCUCCUUUGGCAAUGGAUAAAAUUGAAGCCCUUUCAAUUGAGGGUUUGAAAAUACAGACAGACAUGUCAGAUGAGGAUGCACCUUCAAACAUCAGCGCUCAAUUUUCAGCCUUUGAGGGACAGAAGGUCAAUUUGGGUGGAGCGGUAGGUCUGGAAGGGGCAGGUGGAUUGAAGCUUCUGGACAUUAAAGGCAAUGGUGAUGACGUUGAUGGGCUUAUGGGUUUAUCUCUAACACUUGAUGAAUGGAUGAGGUUGGACUCAGGAGAAAUUGACGAUGAAGAUGAGAUAAGCGAACGAACCUCCAAACUGCUAGCAGCUCAUCAUGCUAUCAGCACAGACGUGUUUCGGGGCAGGUCGAAGGGAGAGAAGAGACGCGGAAAAAGUAGGAAGUGUGGUUUGCUGGGAAACAACUUUACGGUGGCACUAAUGGUGCAGCUCCGUGAUCCUAUGCGGAAUUAUGAGCCAGUUGGUACACCUAUGCUUGCUCUUGUUCAAGUCGAGAGAGUGUUUGUACCACCUAAACCUAAGAUAUACAACACUGUUUCUGUGGUUAGAAACAACAAUGAAGAUGAUGACGAUGAAUCUGCACCUCCCAAAAAGGACUCGAAUGUAGACAUCAAAGAAGAGAAAAUCCCCGAGGUUGACCCAAUCGCACAAUACAAAAUAACCGAAGUGCACGUUGCAGGUCUUAAGACCGAGCAAGGUAAAAAGAAAUUAUGGGGUUCCGCGACUCAAGAACAGUCUGGCUCUCGUUGGUUGGUUGCUAAUGGAAUGGGAAAGAAAAACAAACAUCCAUUAAUGAAGUCAAAGGCGGCUGCUAGCAGAUCUUCAAAGGCAGCUGCUCAAUCGGCAACAACCACAGUGCAGCCUGGUGAUACACUAUGGAGCAUAUCUUCUAGGGUUCAUGGCACAGGCGCUAAAUGGAAGGAAAUAGCAGCACUGAAUCCACAUAUCCGGAAUCCUAAUGUAAUAUUACCUAAUGAGAAAAUCAGAUUGAGGUAGUGGUGCAAACUGUGUUAUUCAUUGGGACGACGAAUUUUGGAAGUGACCGCCCAACUUCUGGUGAAAGAACAGCUGCAAGUUAUAUUGAACAUCAAAGAACAGGGGAGUGGCUCCACAGACAAUGGAGUGACGUGCUCUGCCUAAAUGUCUCUGCAUGUCCAUAGCGAACGUGCUGAACCAGCAUAUGUUUGUGCUAUGUCAAUGACAUGUCAAGGAAUGUGCUCUUCUGUUCCUUAAGUUAUUGUUCUCUUUUGUAUAUGUGCUUGAUUUUGUACAUUGUUACCCGUCGUGGCUGUGGUUGUCGUGGGGAACAGUGUUUUCCACUUCACUUAUAGAAGAAAUGUAGUGAUAAUCAUGUGACUCCUGUGUUUGUGGCAAUAGUAGAAGAUGUCUUCCUCAUGUUGUGAUUUAACGUUGUAUCACAAUUGUAUUGAAACUUAGCAUCCAUGCGAGAAAAGUUUAA